AUGGCCUCUCCGACUCCUCUUUCGACAUACGACUCCCGUCUGUAUUCCCAACCGCCGCGCCCAAUGUCCCGAACUGCGGUUUCACGGUCCGGUUCUAGACGGGCGUCGCCAGCCCUACAAAGCGCGGAACCGCGACCGGCUAUUUCACGGCACUACUCCGGCGACAGCUCCGAUGAAGAGGUGCCGGAGCCCAAGUUCAGCGCAUCCGUCAAGGCGCUUUUAGAUGGAGACGGUUUGGGGUCCUCGCCCCAUCUGCAGAGAGGCCAUGCUGCUUACGAGCGGCGGGCGGCCGCGGGCUCGAGGCAUUCGAGUCAAUCCCCGCGCAAUUCAUCCCCUCACGACUCCUCGACUGGCAGCCCAGCGCCUCGUGUAGUGCGACUGGGGGCCAUCUCGUCGUCCUCGAGGUUUUCCCGCGAGGGUUCUCCACUGUCGAGUAGCCAGACCGCGGAGCCUGAAGGUCAAAAACCCCCAACUGAUUUCAUUACUCCCGCUCCGCGGCCCCGGAGUGUCCGCAUCAAUGCUUCGCGUAGCCAUACGCGAUCGCCAUCGUCGGUGUCACCUUCUGCUAAGCGUUUCUCUGAACGGAACUCGGGAGAUGAACAUGGCAGUGGUGAUCGGUCUGAUAGUGACCGCAAGUCACGAUAUGACGAGGAUCCAGCCUCUCGCAUUGGUACCUCCUCGGUCUUACGCGGUCGCAACAUGGAGGACUUUGGCCCCCAGAGUUCAUUGCGCGUGAAACGGGUUGGCAGACUUACCGGGACCUUCUUAAACGGUCCUGCCCGUCGCGGAGUUCUGCGCAGGCAAAGUGAGGAGAACAACGAAAGCUACAUGAACGAGGACCUCAGAGAAACGGCGGCGCCGAGCAAUGAGGAUGCAGAAUACCAGCCCCGAGUCAGGGCCUCUUCCCCAAGGUCUCAUGGGCUGACCCUAGUCCACCGCAUGAAAGUGAAGAGCGCCGGAAAGAGCAGCCAGCGUCCAUCGAACGGCCAUUCUCAAGGUCAUCCUCGCCAAAAUCAUAUGGAUCACAAUCCAAGUCCACCCCAGGUUCCUCUUCGGACCUGUCGUCCAAACCAUCCAGUGCAAAGGGAGCAGCCUGUCUAUAAGGUUCCGUCGCUUCCUCACCUGCCUUCCGGGAAAGACCAAGAAAACGACCCUCCGCCAACUUUUAAACGGACGAAGCCUCCGGGAUUGAAUGUGUUGGAUAAGCCCGACAAGUUGUCAGCAAUGUACGAUACCGACAAGAAACCUGCUGAACCACCUGCCGGAAGCUCACCACGCAAAAUUCUUGCUACCAGAAGUAAUAAUGCCCCCCAUCGACCCGCCCCGCCGCCUCCGAAAAUGUCCGUCCUCGAAACCGCGACAGCGACGGGAGGUGCCUCCACUUCGCAGUCGCGUAAGAAGCGGACGCAGGUAUCAAUUAACCAAAAGCACUUCACCCGCCUAGAUUGUAUUGGACGAGGCGGUAGCUCUCGCGUGUACCGAGUGAUGGCGGAAAACUAUAAAAUCUUCGCCCUCAAGCGUGUGAACUUGGAAGACGUUGAUCCGCUCACAUUGGCCGGUUACAAGGGCGAAAUCGACCUGUUAAAGAAGCUGGAAAAUGUGGAACGGGUGGUGCGACUCUUCGAUUGGGAGCUCAAUUCCGACAAACAUUCCCUCAGCGUGUUGAUGGAGAUUGGUGAAUCCGACCUGGAGAAAAUCCUCACCUACCGACUGAAUGCGGAGGAUGCUGUGUUCGAUAUCAACUUUACCCGAUUCUACUGGAAAGAAAUGCUGGAGUGUGUCCAGGCGGUUCAUAACUUCAACAUUGUUCACUCCGAUCUGAAGCCGGCCAAUUUCCUCAUGGUACAAGGCCGUCUCAAGCUGAUUGACUUUGGUAUCGCCAAUGCCAUCCAAGACAACACGGUCAACGUGCACCGGGAGCAACAAGUGGGAACCCCGAAUUACAUGUCCCCCGAGGCGUUGGUCGACUCCAAUGCCUCUUUGGGCCUCCCGGCCAGCGUUGGCAAAAUGAUGAAACUGGGUAAGCCCAGCGAUGUGUGGAGCUUGGGUUGCAUUUUGUACAAAAUGGUUUAUGGCCAGCCCCCCUUCGCGAAAAUCGCCAAGUACUACGAACGCAUCAUGGCGAUCCCCAACCCUCGUGUACAGAUCGACUUCCCAAGUCACGGUGUGGGCGGCGUUCCUGUUCCUCCCGGGUUAAUUCGAACCCUCAAGCGCUGCUUACAGCGUGACCAGACUCUUCGUCCGACCAUCGAAGAGAUGCUGGGCCCGCGAGACCCAUUCUUACACCCCGAUGCCCAGCUCGAGGGCGCGGUUCCUGUGACCCAAGACAUGCUGGGACGCAUUCUCGCAAAUGUCAUCCACCACUGCAAGGCCCGCGGCAUCCCCAAAGAAGAGGAGCUCGCCGCUUGGCCGGCUGGUUUCUUUGCAAAAAUCAAAGCUGCAUUGGAAGAAGAAAAUUCCUGA
Messenger RNA from Penicillium chermesinum, 2463 nucleotides. RefSeq names its product serine/threonine/tyrosine protein kinase MPS1. Gene Ontology annotation, cellular component: nucleus; spindle; kinetochore. NCBI's taxonomy places the organism in Eukaryota, Fungi, Ascomycota, Eurotiomycetes, Eurotiales, Aspergillaceae. The coding region runs from base 1 to 2463 and encodes 820 amino acids. The transcript has a single exon. Gene Ontology annotation, molecular function: protein serine/threonine kinase activity; ATP binding; protein serine/threonine/tyrosine kinase activity. The record is from RefSeq and is a predicted model, not a curated record. Gene Ontology annotation, biological process: protein localization to kinetochore; chromosome segregation; peptidyl-serine phosphorylation.